This is a messenger RNA of Mycotypha africana, 1401 nucleotides long. RefSeq lists its product as uncharacterized. The transcript has 3 exons. Gene Ontology annotation, biological process: intracellular protein localization. The record is from RefSeq and is a predicted model, not a curated record. Lineage: Eukaryota; Fungi; Mucoromycota; Mucoromycetes; Mucorales; Mycotyphaceae. Bases 1 to 1401 code for a protein of 466 amino acids. Gene Ontology annotation, cellular component: plasma membrane.
AUGUCUUCAGAAUCUUUUUUAUACAGUUUACCUACUUUGGAAGAUAUAUUGAAUAGAAAGACUUUGCCGCCAGUUUGCUUGUAUAAUUUCUACAUUGUGAUGAGGGACAAAUUUGAAUUGGAUGAUUUAUUAGACUUUUAUCUCGAUGUGAAGCAUCAUGAAGUAUUAUGGCGUCGAUAUGCAAAGUCUUUAUUGAAAGAACAAGCAGCAGUGCCGCAAAUGGCAGAUCAAACUCUAAAAAGACAAAAGAAAAAUAAUGCAAUCAUUCCCGUUGGUAUGCUAAAGAGCACGAGUCAUUUUAGCAACCAUCAUCAUCCAGAGCAACAAUAUCCUUUCACAAAUGAAAUGGAGCGCUCUGCUUCAGCAUCAACAUCCGAAUUAAGCAGCUUACUGAGCGACAGCGGCACUACUUAUUACUCGCUGAAAAAUAGUGAAGCCGAUCAGAGAUUGAGUGAAGGACUGCAGUACACCAAACCAUCCCUAUUAUUUACAGAACAACAACAAUAUAACGAAGAUGAUCAACCUAUCACUAAAUACCUUGAUAUUACAGCUUGUGUAAGCGACGAUAUUUCCUUUAUAAAUACCCCCUUAGCGACUCAGCAGCAACAGCGACUAUACCAUCACCAGCAAAAUAUGAAUCAGAUAUCGCAACCUAUGAUAAACUCCAUUGAAAAUAAUCGUGGAUCUGUUUUUCAGCAUUUUUUACCAAACAACAGCAGUAUGACGACCAUGAAAAGAUUCGCUGACGAUGACAAUGUUAUUUCGACAAAUAAAAACUAUCGCCACCAAGCAACUUUAUUAGAACAAUUAUCCGCUUCCACUGAGCGCAUAGUACUUACUUAUUUCUUGAAUGGGAGCGAGAAGAAUUUAAACGAUAUUCUUCCUACCUACAUCCGAGCAAAUGUUAUUGAGCGAUAUGUUCAUCCGAACGGUAAAAUACGAAUUGAUCCUAUGUUGUUUGCUGAUGCAAAAUACGCCGCCUUUUUGUAUAUGGAAAGAUGGGCAUACCCUUCAUUUAUGCGAUUGAAAGUCUGGGGAAACAUCACUGAUAGGCAGCGAUAUUACCGCCUAGUGUUUGGCAUCAUUUGUCUUACAAUAGGCUUAUCAAUGUCGUUUAGCUUCAUUUUUCUGGGAUACUCUCCAUGGGGAAAGCGUUUCUGGAUACUUUUACCGUUUCUGUUUGCUAUUUACCAAUUACUUGUAUUUAUAACACGACUGGAUCCUCUUUUGGCCAUCGUAUUCAAUCUUAGCGAGACAACAGUAUUUCAUUUCAAUAAAAUAUCACAGCCACAGGUCAAAAGUAUUUUACAUGCAAGAGCAAUCUGGUUACUGCUUUUUAGCAGCGUCAUAUCUGUGGUGCUUACUAUCAUCUUUUGCGCUAUACCACCUCAACGACUAUAA